Symbiodinium natans is the source of this 6960-nucleotide messenger RNA. The record is from the annotation of a GenBank genome assembly. NCBI's taxonomy places the organism in Eukaryota, Dinophyceae, Suessiales, Symbiodiniaceae.
AUGGCGGUUGCUCCGGAAGACGUGGCGAAGAAAAAGAAGGGUCCCGGAGUUGAUGGUCACAUUGCGACAGGUAUCAACAAGAUAUGCUUCUUCACGAUCAGUGACUUUGUUGAAGACAAAGUCCGGGUUCGAACAUUGAACAUUGUGGCCUUCUCGCUGAUUUACGUCUAUUUCGUGUUUGCUUUGCUGAAGACGACGCCAGCCCCCGAGCCUCGAUUGAAGACGGUGAGGUUCGCCAACCCUCCACCUACUGCAUGGGUCUCGGGCGACUUACCAGCGGACUUGAAGAGCUUCUUCAUUGGAACGGGAAGUCUUCCGAAUCGAUCGCAGAAGCUCUUUGCAGUCGAUGAUGCUGGAAGUCCCAUGAGGAAUACGCACGUGGAGGUUGUUGCGUCCAACUUCGUUGCCGAUGGCCCGCUCCCGUGCUCCAAGGCGCAGUUCGACGCCAUGAAGGGGACACUGGAAGCCCGGCGCCUUCAGCAUGUCUGCAAGUACGAGGUUGGUUUUAAUGCCGGUCCAACGAAUGAGAUGGGCCUCAUUGCACUUACGGACUUCUCUGUGCGGGGUCCUGCGGGAAUGUACACGCUGGUCCCAUCGUCGGGUGGUGUGCAAUCGACUGAGGGCGCCUCAAUGCUCGUCUCCACUCCAGUUGCCAGCAUCGAAGUGGUGAACCUCACCACGCCGAACCUGGACCCAGUGGAUCCACCCACCUUCGUCGAGGUUGGCGAACCUUUCAAGUGGCAGCCCUCGCUUCUCAUUCGUGACAUGAAUGGGCUGCCAGUCCCCGGUCGCAAAAUCGUGGCCUUUGCGAAUCCCGACCCCGCGUGGCCACCUUCCGGAGAUGCUUCCCGUGUUGAACGCUAUGAAAGACGUGGGCAGAAGGUGGUGGAGUUGAACUGCCCCGAAUCGGAGCCAUCAGAUGCACGUGGCAUCGCUCAAUUCACAUGCCUGGGUGUCAACAGCACCAAUGUAGACCACGUGAACAUCGUGUUUUCGGACAGCGCCCUGGUUUUCUUUCCAUGGAGCGACCCAGUGUAUUCUCCAAGGAACCUUUACCCCUUGCCGGUUGAGAAGUUCCGCUACCCCAUCUUCAUCUUCCCAAGAGCUACUUCCGUACAGGUGUCUACCAAGGUCCCAUCGACUGUGGUAGAAGGAGUUCCAUUCGAUCCACCGCCAGUGGUCUCGGUGCUGGAUCAAAAUGGGCAGCCCCUGUCAGGUGUGAGAUGCUAUGCACUGCUGUCGGUGGACGGGUUCCUACGGAAUCCAAACUGGUUUCGCCGCAAAUUGAAGGGUGUGAAGAGCAAGGAGCUGUUGAACGCAGAUGCCGUCACCGAUGCCAGCGGCAUGGCGCAGUUUAGCGGGCUCAUGCUGUCAGUUUAUGGCAACGUUCGCAAUCUCGACUUGGUGGGCCAGUGGGAACCUACAAGCUUCCCUUACUCGAUCGACUUCAAUUGCGAUGGCACAAUGCAGGAGUCCCAUGCCUGGAGUGAAGCUUCCGGUGGCUACAUUACCCAGGUAGACACGACCGUGGCGGAAAUCAGGAUUAAGCGCUUCCUUCGGCAAACAGCAGAGCUGGGCCGAUACGGUGUGGAGCCUGCGCCAGAUGGAACGGACACCUUCGUGGCUGUGGUUCGAGUUCUGGAUGCUGCAGGGAACGGUGUGGCGGGCAAAUCGGUGGGUGUGAGGAACCUUGGAGGCGAGGGCGUGGUCGAGCUAGCGCCUGAUGCUAUGGAGGUGACAAAUGACCAGGGCUUUGCAGUCGUGGCUUUCCAGGCAAUUUUUGGAGGCGGCACGCUGGCAAAUACGGGCCAGUUCAGCUUCAAAGUCCGCUUCAACUGCGAUGGCGUUGAAUCUCCAGAAAGCGAAAGUCUCUCAGCUAGGGUGGUUGGAGGGCCACAACCGGAGGUGUGCCAGCAGGUUGUGCCAAUUCAAGCCUCCUUCUACAGCCUCACGACCUCGCAGUUCACGGUGCUGACUGGACCGCCGCCUUAUGUUAUGCAGUCUGGGGACAUCUUCUUCUCAACUGUCAGGUUGCAGAGCCAGACCAGCUGCGUCAACUUUCCUUCGAUUUCAACCCCGAACACCAGCACGUGCUUUGACAUCACCGAAAGGCGACUGCAGGCCGAGGCUGAGGAGUUGCACGCGGAGGCUGCUCGGAGGCUCAAAGCAUCUGCACUCGGAGAGCCCGUGCCCUCGCCGAAGUCCGCCACAUCGCGCAAGCUUCAAUCAAACCCGGAUGGCAGCCUGAAUCUGGUGCUACUUGAUGCAUAUAGCAGCGAUAAAGACCGGUUUGGCUUUGUGCGGCAUGAGCCGCGGCCCAUGCUCGACAUGCAAAUCACCUCGUCCAUCACUCCGACGCCUCCGCCGGCAACGCUGAGGGAGUACAACGAGAAUCCAAGCUUCGUCAGCUUCGCGACGCAGUUCGAAGCCACCUCGGGCGACCAUUGGGUGCAGAUCGGCGCAUUCAUUGAUGAUGGGUCCGGCAACUCUCACCAUUGCCUCUCCAAGCCGAUACCGAUGCGCUUCGAGAAUGCCAUUGCAGACAUUGGUGUGGAGGGAGAUGCGGGCUUCGGCGCAUAUUUCGAGAGCGUCAUCGAUGCCGGCUCCUCCAUAGACAUCGACUUAAGUUUCAUCCUCGACCAGUCCCUCGGUGAUCCUACAGACCUCAGCCGCAUCCCGAAUUGCAUCCACCUCUCUGCAGACGCCUGGGCUUUGUGCUCGCUGAAGUUCACAUUUGUGGAGGCGCCGUUUAACUUCCAUCGGCCGUUCGGCAUGACGGAUAACGUGCCAGAAGCACACCCGCUGAGCACGGACUACUACGCAAUCUCCCCGGUUCAGAAGACGGCUUCAACGAAUGCAGCCGGAUAUGACAGCACCACCGGAAAACUCCACUUGAGAAUGCAGAUGAAAGAGAAAGGCGUGUACGGAGACUUCGGCAUCCAGUUUAGAGGCUUCGGAGUAAACAGCCGAAUUUUCACCUGGAGGGUCAAUCCUCCACGUGGCCUCCGCCUGGAAGUUGUACAAGAACCAGGCUUCACCUUCAUCCCAGCCUGGACAGGCAAUCUAAUGGAUCAACUCCCCAUUGUGAGAGUCUUGAGUGACGAUGGCCCCGUGAAUGGCUUGAUUUUGAGCUAUGACUUGGUGAAUGAAGACGAUGGGAGGUUCAAGAAGCUGACGGUCAUGCCCAUGUAUUCGACGUUUCCCUUCUUGUAUUCCAGCCCAUCUGGGCAAGGUGAUACAGACUUUUUGCAACGAGUUCUUCCUGCACAAGAUGGAGUGGCGUACUUUCCAAUCAUGGGCAUUGUAGAUGGUGCUGGGUGUACCCGAAUGCGAUUUGUAGCAGAGGGGGUUGAGACUGAACCGGUGCCGGCGGCAGCGCCAAUUUGCCUGUCGGCGCCCUACAAUUUUUUCAUCGUCAGCCAGCCGCCGUCAACCUGGCCGCUAAACAUUGGCCUCGACGAGUUUGGCGGCAGCAUCACGGUGGAAGUCCGACCCGCGUUCGGCGGUCUGUCGAUGUUUACAGAGCAGCUUGGUGGGCUGUUGGUGCGACUACUAGUGUCCAGUGAAGGUGGACGGGGUGUGAGCGAUUCAGAGACAGCUGCUGAGCUCUCCCAGCGCAUGCUUGAAGAUUCCGUGUGCGUCUUCGUAAAUCAACAGGAGGCGCUGGGUCGCUGCAGCAGAUUGGAGGUAGUGCAAAUCGUUCCCUACGCUGUUCUGCGGUUCUCUUUCUUGAAAGUCCGUUGGACAAGACGGAUCUCGCAACCUGCCAAACUUGCAUUGAAAGUCAGCGAUCUGUCUGGCACAAACUUUAGGUUUUCUACCAGCAAGCCUGCCAACUUUGACGACAUGUCAGCUACGGAGCAGUUUGCAUCAUGUGCCGCCGCCGUGGCAGAAACGAUGCAGGACACGCAGGCCUCAUCCACAACGGAAUUAACUGCCGAAACCACAGCCAGUGCUUUCUCCCUUGCUCUGCAACCACCCGAGAUUGCCACCGUGGGGACGGUGUUUCUGGUGCGAUUGAAAGUUACAACGGCAAGCGGUGCUCCGGUCAGAGAUGUGAGGGUUCGUGCAGGCAUCCAGAAAGCCGCCGCCACCUCGCCUGGCAGCACCUCUCCAGCAACGCUCCAGGCCUUGGCACUGAACGGACGCAAGUUGGAGGUCUUAGCGGACAGUGCCGUGGAGCUCGACCCACAAACGACGGUUCGCGUGAGCAAGCCCACGGGCAUCAUCUCGUUCCCUUUGACCAUUACACGCGCCGUAAGCGGCACCUACAAACUGCUGUUUCAGCCCGACGUGCCAGAUGCGAAUGUGGUCCUGGAAACCAGCGCCUUCAAAGUGGAGAACUCUGUCUCCCGAAUCUAUUCCGAUGAGGCUGCAUGGGGCCAGGUGGAGAUCCCUGACUUCGGCCAACUCACUCCGCUCCCGCGGACACCUCGAUUCUGUGUGGAGACGGCAACGAAUGAGUCCUUGACGGAUCUUCAGUCCGCAGGUGUCCGGGCGAUCAUCAAGCUUAGCCUUAAAGGGGCUCCCUCACAACAAGAGUCCAAAGCCAUGAGGCUGGCAAAUGAUCUGAAACAGGGUGCGCGGCAAUCCUUGCGAAAUUCUGCCAACGACAUGGCUGCAAGAUUGUCUCAGCAAUCCAGCGGCUUUAUGAAGGAGACGGUCGACCGAUUCAUUGCCAACUCGGCCAGCCCAGCUAAGGGGUCCUUCGCCGGCCUCUCCCCAGACUUUGCUGAGGCCUGCCUGACAACACCCCUGAGGCAGAUGCAGGUCGGGGACCCCUUCACAGAGCUUGGUUUCGGCAAUGUUUCCGAUGUUGGUCUCUCUGUUUUGCAGUCCUCCAGUGUGUCUGAAGCCCUUGGCGUUGACCCAACUGCGCUGGAGCCUUCGCAGAUUCUGGACCAGUUCUCACAGGUGAUCAUGUCUGCAGGGGGCAGAGUCUCUUCUCCGAGCGAGAAGUUGGUAGCGGCUGAGUGGGAGUUUUCACUGGAGGACUUGGAUUUCGAGGCGCCAUGCGCGUACACCUUCAAGAGCCAGCCUCUGUUCGCUUUCAAAGAGAACACAGAGUACGCCUUCAGCGUGUCGGUGAAUGGGGUCGAGAGCCCUGAAGGCGUCGCCUUCAAAGUGGUCAGAACACCACCGGACCCAGUGGAUGUAGCGUUCAACUGGUUCUGCUCCGCUAUUGCGGGCAUCGUCGGUGUCAUCCUUCUGACCACGAAUGCGAGGGUGCACCGAUGGUACUGGUUCAUUUUCGCGAUCGUCUGCACCGUGGGCAUGCUGGUGGCUGCACCCUUCUUGUCCUUGCACAGGGAUGCCAUGUAUGGCGGUUGGGUCUACUUUGCACUGGUGGACCUGGUGCUGAUACUGGUCGCCCUUGUCUGGGGCAUGGCCGCCGAAGUUGGCAGCAACAAGGUCUUGACCUUCGACGAGAAGCGCUCGGAAGUCUUCGAGGCCUACACCCACAAAAGGCUCUGGCAAGCCCUGAGCUUCAAGGAUGUUCCACCCGAGCGAGCAGUUCGGCAGUCCCUGAUAUCAUCGAUCAAGCGGACUUUCUUCACGCGCUUCAACGCAGAAGAUGCCUUCUUCUUCCCAUCAGCGCUUCUGGUUGCCAACCUCUUGGCCUUCCUUUCCUUCAGCUACAUAUUUGCACAGUCUAUACAGGUCUUGUGGGCACUGGAAGGCUUUUUCAACAUGAUCUUGAACACGGCCCUGGAAAAAUCCAUCGGGCUUAUCUCCAGCGUUAACAAUGCGUACUUUCAAGUCUCCAAUGCCGACUUGCCCGACAGCUCGACUGAGUUCAUGUACGUCCAGCUCGACUUAUUGAAAUCUUGGUUUCAGCAGCUGGUUGAUGCGGUCAUUGUCGGAUUCACAGCAGGCAUUGUAGUUGCGGCCCUCCUGACGUUCUGCGCGAUACUCGGUCACUUCGUACACUUCCGGCAGUCAGUGAUGGAUGCGAGACUGGGCAAGUUCAACUUCAAGAAGUCGGAUGCCAAGAUUGUGUUCUCCACCGGCUUCAUAGGCAUUAGCAUCUCCUCGGCCAUCGUGUCGUACAUUCUCAUUGUCGGCCUGGUCACGCUCAUACUGUUUCCCUUCUGCUUUGGGCUCACCUGGAACGUAAUUUGGAGACUCUUGCCGACGAUAAUCACCACGUUCGUGAUCCCGAAGAUCAUCUCCUUUGUGAGCAUGAAGGUCUGCAAGAAGUGCCUGUUCGGGCCAACAUUCAUCAAGACACGGGCAGGACAAUCCAUCUUUCACUUCUGGAUGACGUUUUUGGCGUUGCCUGGAGGUGUUGUUACUGCCAUAGUGCGUUUUGUGAUGGGCCUGCUUGGCGUUCUUGUCAUGCUCCCUAUCACUUAUGGGGCGAAUACCCCGCAGUUCGUCAAUAACCUGAUGCUCUUGGAUACGACGUACCGCACGUACAUUGGCUACGUGAUGAUGUUUGCUUGCCACAACAACCCGAUCAUGAUCACCGCGGCCAACCGGCUUCUGGCCAUCAAAGAAGUGAAAGAGAAGCACAAGCAGGCCGGCAAGCACUGGACCAGCUCACGCAGCCUGCUGCUUUUGAUUCUCUUGCGCUUCCCACAGUUGCGCAAGUUCAGAAAGCACGUGCUGGAAGAGGACAGAAAGGUCAAAGCCCUUCUAGACGCGAAGUCGAAGGGGAAGAAGCCGCUGCAGAGCGUCGCCGUGAAGGAGGAUCCAGGUGAGGACGACGAAGUCCCGGAGGAGGACGUCGUGCCUAAGGCCAAGAAAUUCAGCACGAUUCCUUGGGUUGAAAAUGCUGUUGCGACCGCCAUGGAAGAGGCAUCUGCGGCCAAUCGAAAGCUUGAGCUGAUGAAGAAGUACUCCGUCAUCUUGUCUGGCCUGGAAGAGGGCUCGGAGGAGCACACUCGCAUCAAAGUGGCGUUGCGAAACCUCGCAAUGCCUUCAAAGACGCAGAUGCCAGAAAGCUUCGAGGCCUGA